AUGUACAAAGGCCCGCACCGGGAGAACUGUGUCACUGAAGUACUAUCUACUGAUCACCUGCACUUGGAUUCGUCCAUAAUAUCAGAGAAUGUGAAGUCCUUUAUGCGGAAAGAUCCGUCCUUGAAAGUUGAAUUCAUACAGGAACUCAUCUCCAAGCAAUUUCAUUUCGAUGUUCCGUAUCGAAGAGCAUGGUAUGCGAAGGAGAAAGCAAUAGCUGAAAUAUCUGGGGAUAGGGAGAGUUCUUAUGGCAGACUUCCGCACUUCAUGCAAGCACUCCAACAGUCAAACCCGGGAACGUGUGUCGUAUGGAAACACAAAGCUUUGGUGGACGGUGUAUACUACAGCAACAUGGAAGUGUUUGAACGAGUGUUUUUGGCCUUCGGUCCUUGUAUCGACGGUUUUAAACAUUGUAUGCCUGUUAUCUGUAUCGAUGGGACGCACUUGUACGGGAAGUACAAAGGAACACUGUUAGUUUCUACAAGUGUGGAUGCAAGCUUCCAAGUAUUUCCGCUAGCAUUUGCGGUGGUUGAAGGGGAAAACACUUCUAGCUGGUCUUGGUUGCUUGGCUGCAUUCGGGUUCAUGUCAUGCAACGAGAUGGCCUCUGUGUUAUAUCUGAUCGACAUCCUGGGAUCAUUGCAACAAUGAAUGAUCCUAACGUUGGAUUCAUCGAGCCGCGAGCCUAUCACAGGUUUUGUGUUUGCCACAUAGCUUCUAACUUGAAGACUCACAUAGCAACGAAAUGA
This is a messenger RNA of Chenopodium quinoa (quinoa), 744 nucleotides long. RefSeq lists its product as uncharacterized. The coding region runs from base 1 to 744 and encodes 247 amino acids. The transcript has a single exon. Lineage: Eukaryota; Viridiplantae; Streptophyta; Magnoliopsida; Caryophyllales; Amaranthaceae. The record is from RefSeq and is a predicted model, not a curated record.